CUUCUGUACACGUCACUCUCCGACAAGUGAAUCAUUCUUGGAUCGAAGGACGGCUCGAAGCAGGGAACAAUGGUGGAUAUAAUGAUUUCAGGACAAUAAUCUUAAACGGGAGAGCUCGUUUAUCGGUUGCGUAAGAAAAUGAGUCAGAAGGCUAGAGAAAAGCUUCGCCUUAUCAUUGUCCCGGAAAAGAUCACUCGUUUUGUUUCUUUACCGGCGAGAAUCGCUGAUUAAAUGCACGUCGGACGUCACCAAAUGUAAUUACAUCCAUUUUGUGUGUUACUUGUUUUCAGAGGAAAAUACAUACAUCUGUGAAGCUCAACUGUGUGUUCUUUCGAAGAAAUCGUUAGCGUUUUAUUGUUUCAAAUUCUAUCGGGAAUCGAAGGUAACGCGCGACUUCAAAUUUAUUGGAGCGAUUCAUUGGAAGAAAAUGUCCCGAGAGCCAACAGACCUCGAUUUUAUAUAAAUAUACGCACGAUGAAAUCGAAAAAAUUCCACAGCUCGAUAUUUAUGAAUUCGUAAAUCAAAUAUCCUAUUUUAAUAUACGACAGUGAACUUUUACGUAUCUUUUUCUUUAUAAUACAUUGCACUUGUAGUUGCACCGUCGCAUUCGAUAAAUAUUUCGACAAAUGUGUCGCUUGUACGUGAAUAAUGUGAAUUUAUCAUAAUUUUAAAAUUAGAUUUUUCGUUCUACCAUUCUUAGACGACGAAGCUCCAUCAGCUCAGUAGAUACAGGUCACUUGUUUCGCAGAUACGUGAAUAUUUUUCAUAAAUAGCCGGAUCAGUUCCGAGGCACCUUCGCAGAUAAAAUGUGUAUUCAAUAGCGUGAAGUUGAAAUAACUUCGUGAUUUCCAUCUUUUUAUAACUUCUCGUACUGUUCUUCAAUUAAAGGAGGUUAAAGGUCAAGGAGAUCGACUCCAUAAAUUCCUAUUGACAAAACAUCUUUCUUUCUUCAAGAUCAUCUUUCUGCACGUUCACAGACUGCAUUCGAUUCGAAAUUUAUUCGCAGUAUUCUUCGUAUCUUAUCCUUAGGUUCGUGUCGCACGUAAAAAUAGAAUUCUCACUGAUACAAAAUAAUCUCGGAGGAAAUGAAUCGUCUCGUUUCUUAAGAGAUCGUUUCUUUCCAACGUCUGAGAGAUCGAGAGCUUUCCAAGAAGCUCAUGGCACGCGCCAAAAAUCGGUGUCUCGGAAACAAACGCGUCCAGCAGACGACGUGCCUCGGCUCGUCGUGACCGUCCGGAAGAGGUGUCUGCCGAUUUUAGAAAAUGUAGGUUCCCUCGCAAAAGUAUCCCCCACUAAAAGGAAGCCGUACAGAGCGGCGUAUGUGGGGUACACGUCGGUCGCGCGUAUCAGUUUGCCGCUUCAGCAAAGGCUCAGUCGCGAGCGGCGCAGGCCUGCGAUUACACACACACAACACACAGCGCCUGUACGACGAUCGGCCGAUUCGUUGCUUCCGCGUCGAAUUAUUCUAAUUCGCCUGGCGCCUGAUUUUUCGAUCGAGAACCCGAUUCAAGUAAAAAUCGAAAAAAAUUACGCGGAUAUUACGUGAACUCGCGCGGUGCACCGAUCGAGCAAAACGACAUCCACCUGUUUUGAAAAUUCCGCCACUGACCGCCUCUCCAAAUCCAACCAGUGAAAGUGCGAUCCAAGUGAAGUUCGAACGAGGCGCGAUCUUUGGAUUUAACAGGAAAUACCAUCGCUUUGAUUGAUGGUCCGACUCGAGAAUCAGUGAGAAUUACAUCGAGUGUUACCGGAAUACUGACUGUAAUGAUAAAAACAACGUUGCGUCGAAAGUGCGAGCAAACCGUUUGCUAGGCUUAUCAGUUCGGUGAUACGAUGUGAAACGCGUGAUAAAUGUUGCUGGAAUUCACCGCGGAGAUGCUGACGCUGAUCGGAGGCCUGAUCGUCGCCUAUUUCAUCUACGUGCUCUUCACCAUACGAAAUGACAAACCGAGCACGGAUUCGCCGACGAUGGCGCACACGGCGCUGCGCGAGAUCGUGGAACGUGCCGUGGAGGAAGCGAGGAAGUUGCCGGGCCUCGGUGGUUCCGGUGGCACCGGAAACGCACCAGAGGCGCGAAACGUCGCGGAGCACAGUUACGAGGACAUACUCGCCACCGCGAUACUCAACAAGGCGAGAGCGAGGCAGGCCUCGACGAAGGUGUCGAGGAAGGCUGCAGCAGCUUGGAACCGCUGUCUCAGGACGAUUGCAGCAGCGACUGCAGUGCGUCUUGCUCGAGACGCGUUAGAAACCAACCGGAGCCAUUAUCUCUCACGAUAGAAGAGCGGAUAGAGGAGGUGACGACGACUUAUGCAUCCGACGAGGAUCACAGGGAAAACGAUGUCUUGCCCAUUAAGAACGCCCAUCGGGUUCCGUUUCCUGAACUCGGGAUGGACAUUAUCGAUCCCUCUCAGGAAUCGGACAGUCAGGAUGAGCCUGACACGCCAAGGACGCACAUAGGUUUAGUCUCGCCGAUCGAGUCUUGGGAAGAGAACUGGCUGUUCCAAAAGAAGAGAGUUCAAACCCAGGCUGACCCCGUGGCCAUGUUGGUGCCUAACCCCAGCGCCGAUUUCAAAGCCCUGAUCGGCGACAAAGACGCGGAAGACACGUCCGAUUUGUCCGAAUGCUCGUCGGCACAGUCGGACGAGGAGAUCGAGAAGGAGUUGAUGGAAGCCAUAAACAACGUUGUGCCACGAUCUCCCGGGAAAAGGGAGUUCGAGAAUGAUCUGGAGUACUCGAAUUGGUCGGACGACUUCUCGUCGAAGGAAAAUACUGUGAAUUCAGUUUCCAACGGUUUCCAAGCCGUGCACGACGAAAGGAACGAAGAAAAGACUGACUGGAGGAAACUGAAGGAAGAGAAGGAAGAAAGUUAUAAACAGAAUCGAAGCAUAGAAAGAAACGAAGAGGUCAAAGCCAAAGAGCUCGAGGAGGAGCAAGUCAAAAAGAAGCUGGAGAGAGUCGAAACUGAAAACGAGAAACCUAUUCCAGUGUCACGAAAUUUAAUCGGUAAUGGUCUGACAAAGGCAGAAAUGGAGCGACAAACGACGAACGAUCUUCUAUCCAAAGAAGAUAAAAAGCAUUCGAUCAACGACGAAGUGAAGAGAAAUGAAUUGGACAAUCUGUCGAAUUCCAUCAAUUCGAAGAGCUUGACGAUUACUGUGCCCGAUGAAAGUGCUCUGGACGUGCCAAAGACACCGACACCCACGCCAACGAGGAUCUCCAUGCUGGAAAUUAAUCUGGAGAAUCCUUUUCACAACGAGGAAACGUACAUCUCGCAGGAAAAGAUUGUUCUGAACUCGUUGGAAUGCGCGAAGAAGAAGCUGAUGGCCGUCAAUGACGAUAUCGCGGAAGUAUUCGAAGAGGAGGAAGCGAUCGAAUACACCGAGCAUUACGACAUCGCGACUCAGAGACACUUGGACAGCUUGACGAAGUCUGAAUCGUUGGAGUCUUCGCCGUUGACGAAUUCCUCCUUGGAGAAUAACGAAAGCAAGUGCCGAGAGGCUGUGGCGUUCGCCAAAGCUGAAUCGGCGUCGCAUCUGUCCCUGCAGAGCAAGGAUCCGGAGGCAGAGGGUCGGCUCGGUGCCCCUCCGAGACCAGGUGAUCAAACUCACGCACGAAUCGUGCUUUCUAACAAUUUCAAUCCUCAUCACGGUGUAAUGAAACAAACAGGUACGAUCGCCGAACGCGAGCACAGAAAGUGGGAGAAUGCGCCGCCGAUCGAGAACAAUCCCUACAGCCAGGAGAACAUCCAAAAGAGGCUAUGGGAGAGGCAGUACUCGAGGAGAUCGUCAGACAUUCCCGGGUUCGGCAGGGACUACUACAUCAACGAUUCAAGAUCGUCAGGCAACGAGAAGGGGAGAAGAUCGGCGGUGUCGAGCUCGAGCAGACCGAGCAGCUCGUUGUCCCAACGAUCAAGCUCCAACGGGAUAGCAGACCAGGAUCAACAGGAGGAAACACAGUACGGAGAAACGGAGACGAUCCUGAAUCGGAGCAACGACGUGAAGUCCAGGGCGACGAAAUGGCAGAAUAACAACGUGGAGAACAACUGUCAACAGCCGGUUCGACAACAGGACGACCCCUCGGACGAAACCAAGAAAGACAAGGACAAGUUCGAGCGCCAAAAGUCGUGGGAGGAUCAACGAAUGGAGGAAAUUCUGGAGAACGAGAGGAAGAACAGCAAGAACGAGAUCAACGCGAAACUGAACAACCAGGAGAAUUAUGAGAAUGUUGUCAUGGAAACGAGAAAGUCCAAUCCGGUGGAUGACAAUCCGCGAAAGAUCAAGAGGAUCGACUUGAAGGCCUACGGAUUCGAAAAUGAAUUCUUCUCCGGCAAAACGACCAGAACCUCCGCGCCGAGGGUCGUCAAUAAACUGGACCUGAAGUCUUUCGGUUACGACAAUGGAAUUCGACGGACACAGUCGAAUAUUCAGUUGAACAGUGUAGGGAGCGACGAGUUCAAAGCGAGGUUCGUCAGGGCAACGAACAAGUCGAAUUUAACACGACGAAACGAGUACGAGCAGGAUCGCCGCGACAUCAUCGAGAGCAAUCUGCGUGCCUCCGGCGAGAACAAUCUGACACAGAGUACGGAAACUUUGAACAAGUUCGAGAACGGCAGCUACAACGAUUUUGGAUUGAAGUCGGCAAAAUCGGUGCCAAACAUCGCCAAAUUCUAUUCGAACUCGAACGGCCAAGAGGAUGAGGAGGUGGAGAGCUACAGUCAGAAUUCGUACAACGAGUUCGGUGUGAUAAAGAACGGAUCGGUGAGGAACAUCGCGAAUAAUUACGGUUUGGAGAAGUACAACGUUAAAAGUAACGAUUCGUCGAUCGACGUUUCGGAGAACGAGACGGACAACUCCUCCGAGAGGGAACAGAGUCACCGAUCGAUGAGUGACGUCAAGAAGAGAAUUUUAAGCGACGAAGAAUUUGACAACAAGGUGCUGCCGAUGCCAUCGGUCAGGAGGCUCGCUGAAGCAUUCAGCAAACAGACCGUGCCCGUUUCUGCCCCUAUUUCGAAGGUAACCAAGUCGAGCAACGUGAAUAAAGAGAGAUCGUCAACGCCAGAGAUCCAGAUAGUUGAAACGCCGAGACAGAUGCACAGCCUGACCGCCCGAUCGCUUUCGAAACAAUUUCGUGAAGGCCUGAGGCAAAUUCCGAACAAAGUGACUUCACCUCCGGCUAGUCACGUCGUUAUGGAGCAACCAAACAUAACGGAGAAUCAAAUGGAAGUAGUGCAAGCAAAGAGCGACUUGUCCAACGACACGAACGUAAUUCUACCUGGAAAACUGAAGUCGAAUAUAAUAUUUUGGGAACAGAUGCAGAAGAAAAGUUAAAGCGUAUUUAUUCGCUCAAAAUUGGCUCUAAUUGAUGUUUUAUUGAAAAGAAAGAGAGAGAAAGUUAAUUUAGAAUUCGAAUUAAACUAACGUGUCAAAUAAAAAGCGUGUAGAUAAAGAAUAUAAAGAAAUCCAAAUAACUUGAUCUUGUUUUUCAUAGAGAGCGAUAGAAAUUAUGUUAUUUUCGAUAAAUUAGAAUUUU
This is a messenger RNA of Heterotrigona itama, 5529 nucleotides long. The record is from the annotation of a GenBank genome assembly. Lineage: Eukaryota; Metazoa; Arthropoda; Insecta; Hymenoptera; Apidae.